AUUUUAAUUUUUAUUUUUAUUUUUACUUUUAUUUUUAUUUUUAUUGCUAUUUUUAUUGCUAUUUUUAUUGCUAUUUUUAUUUUUAUGUUUGUUAAUUUUAAUUUUUAUUGCUAUUUUUAUUGCUAUUUUUAUUGCUAUUUUUAUUUUCUUUAUUUUUAUUUUUUAAAUUUUUAUUUUUAUUUCAUUAUUUAUAUUCAUUAUUUUUAUUUUAUAAAUGUUAUUUUUUAUUUUAAAUUUAAUUUUUAUUUGUAUUUUUAUUUGUAUUUGCAUUUGCAUUUUUAUACUAAUGAUUUUAAAUUUUUAUUUUAAUUUAUUUUAAUUUUUUAUUUUGAUCCUUAUUUUGGUCCUUAUUUUUAUCCUUAUUUAUUUUAUUUCUAUUUUUAUUAUUCCUAUUAUUUCUAUUUCUAUUUCCAUUUCCAUUUCUAUUUCCAUUUCUAUUUCUAUUAUAUUUUAAUUUCAUUUUCAAAAAAUCAAAAAAAUCAAACUAUUUGCCUUAAAAGAUCCAAAAAUCAAAAUAUCCGCCUUAAAAAUAUCAAAAUAUCAAAAUAUUAGUUUUUUAAAAAUCACAAUAUUCGCCUAAAAUUUUUAAAAAUCGAAAUAUUCGCCUUGAAAAAUCACGACAUCGGCCUUAAAAAUAUGGAAAUAUCAAAAUAUCCGUCUUUAAAAAGUCCCAAUACCCGCCUUACAAAAUCAAAAAAAAAUCAAAAUAUCCGCCUUAAAAAAAUAUCAAAAAAAUCGAAAUAUUCGGUUUUAAAAAAUCGCAAUAUCCGCCUUAAAAAUAUCAAAAAAAUGAAAGAACCCGUCUUUAAAAAACCCAAAAAUCACAAUAUUCACCUUAAAAAAACCCCGCGAUAUCCGCCUUAAAAAAAAUCCCCAAAAAAUCAAAAUACCCGCCUUAAAAAAAACAAAAAAUAAAAUCAAAAUACCCGCUUAAAAAAAAAAAAACCAAAAAAACUCAAAAUUCCCGUCUUAAAAAAUAUGUUUAAAAACUCAAAAUACCCGCCUUAAAAAAAAAUAAAAAAUAAAAAAAAUCAAAAUUCCCACCCUAAAAAAAUAAAAUCAAAAUUCCCACCCUAAAAAAAUCCAAAAGAAAUCCAAAAUUCCCGCCUUAAAAAACAAAAAAAAAAAAUCGAAAUUUCCGCCUUAAAAAAUAUCCAAAAAAUCAAAAUACACGCUUUUAAAAAAACCCAAAAAAAUCAGAAUUCCCGCCUUUAAUCCUCGCUUUUUUUUUUUUUUAAUGGAUUAAUUAAUUUUUUUUCUUCCCCUCGCGGGUCCCGACUUUUCCUUUUUUUAAAAAAAAUUAUUUUUCUCUUUUUUUUUUAAAUUAUUUUUUUUUCUUCCCCUGGCUGGUCCCGACUUUUCUUUUUUUUUUUUUUAUUUUUUCUUUAUUUUUUUUAUUAUUUUUUUCCCCCCUCUCAACUCCCGUCUGUUUUUUUUUUAUUAUUUAUUUAUUAAUUAUUUUUUUUCUUCCCCUCGCGGCUCCCGUCUGGUUUUUUUAUUUAUUUAUUAAUUAAUUAUUUUUUUUAAUUCCCCUCGCGGCUCCCGACUUUUCCUUUUUUUUUUUUAAUUAUUUUUCUCUUUUUUUUUAAAUUAUUUUUUUUUCCUCCUCGCAGCUCCCGUCUGGGUUUUUUUUAUUAUUUAUUUAUUAAUUUUUUUUUUUCCCCCUCGCAACUCCCGUCUCUUUUUUUUUAAAAUUUAUUUAUUAAUUAUUUUUUUUUUAUUCCCCUCGCGGCUCCCGACUUUUCCUUUUUUUUUUUAAUUAUUUUUCUCUUUUUUUUUUAAUUAAUUUUUUUUUCCUCCUCGCAGCUCCCGUCUGUUUUUUUUUUUUUUAUUUAUUAAUUAAAUUUUUUUUUCUUCCCCUCGCGGCUCCCGUCUGUUUUUUUUUUUUUUUAAUUUAUUAAUUAUUUUUUUUUUAAUUCCUCUCGCGGCUCCCGACUUUUUCUUUUUUUUUUUUAAUUAUUUUUCUCUUUUUUUUAAAUUAAUUUUUUUUCCCCCCUCGCAACUCCCGUCUGUUUUUUUUUUAUUUAUUAAUUAUUUUUUUUUUUAUUCCUCUCGCAGCUCCCGUCUGUUUUUUUUUUUAUUUAUUAAUUAUUUUUUUUUUCUUCCCCUCUCGGCUCCCGUCUUUUUUUUUUCCUUUUUUUUUUUUUUUGUUUUGUUUAGUUUUUUUUUUUUUUUUUUUUUUUAUUUUUUUUGUUCUCUCACCCGUCCCACGAGCACCGACGCCAUCCAUCCUGGGUCGGGACGGCGAGGGAGGAUGACACCGAUUGAUUUACACCGAGCCCGACUCUUUAUCAGGGCUCCCGAAAAAAAAACUUGCACCAAUCAUUUCCCCGCCAGCUCUCGACACGAACAGCCCCGACCGGACUUUUGUUGGCUCGCCAAGUUGGGUUUUAAACGGGGAGAAAAAAAACAAAAACAAAACUAAACAACAACCAAUAAAAAAAAUUCAUAAUUUAAGCGAAGAAAAUAAAAUAUUUUUAUUAUAUAUUUUUUUUUUCCCCCCGUUUUUUAACGGCUGUUCGUUUUUUUUAAAAUUUUUUUUUCUUUUUUUCGUUCGGAUUCUUUUUUUAAAUCCUUUUCCAUUCACCUAUUUAUUUAUUAAUUACAUAUAUAUUUUUUUUUCGUUGUUGUUUUUUUGUUUGGUUUUUUUUUUGGGUUUUUUUUUUUUAUUUUGCUGUAGGUUUUUUUUUUGUUUUGUUUUGUUUUUCUUUGGGUUUUUUUGUUGUUGUUGUUGUUUUUUCCCCUCACUGCUCCGCUCCGCGUACGAUGCCUGACAAUGUCCAUCUCUGGCACCCUCAGCAAUUUUUAUGUCGGCUCCAUCAUAAACCACGAGAGCGAAGAUUCUCCUCCCGUUAAAUUCCCGGCCGCUCAAUAUCCCGCUCCCCGACAGAACGCGGCCGAUCCUUUGGAAUUUCCCUCGUGCAGUUUCCAACCCAAACCGGCGAUUUUUGGAACUUCUUGGAAUUCUUUCAACCCCGCGGGCGGAGCCGCCGCUUUCCCCCCGUACUCUCCGCAGCAGAGCGCGCUGCUCCCCGAUAAUCGAUAUUUACGGGCUUGGUUGGAACCGCUGUCGCGACAGGAAUCGGGAUCCGUCAAAUCCGAAACGCCGAGGAAUAACCGGGAAUUCCGAGGGGAAGGUUCUGUCGCCAGGGAAGGGGGAAUCGCGACAGCUGCAGGGCAAGGGAGGAUGGAGGAUGAUAAAGUUUGCGCAGGAAGAGGAGAUAAAGACGGGACGGAUCAAACCAACCCCGCCGCCAGCUGGCUCCACGCUCGCUCCUCCCGCAAGAAGCGCUGCCCGUACACGAAAUUCCAGACGCUGGAGCUGGAGAAGGAAUUCCUGUUCAACAUGUACCUGAGCCGCGAGCGGCGGCACGAGGUGGCGCGGCUGCUGAACCUGAGCGAGCGCCAGGUGAAAAUCUGGUUCCAGAACCGCCGCAUGAAGAUGAAGAAAAUGAACAAAGAGCAGGGCAAGGAGUGA
This is a messenger RNA of Cinclus cinclus, 3478 nucleotides long. RefSeq names its product homeobox B9 (gene HOXB9). Gene Ontology annotation, biological process: DNA-templated transcription; anterior/posterior pattern specification; embryonic skeletal system morphogenesis. The record is from RefSeq and is a predicted model, not a curated record. Gene Ontology annotation, cellular component: nucleus. NCBI's taxonomy places the organism in Eukaryota, Metazoa, Chordata, Aves, Passeriformes, Cinclidae. Gene Ontology annotation, molecular function: DNA-binding transcription factor activity, RNA polymerase II-specific; RNA polymerase II cis-regulatory region sequence-specific DNA binding. Bases 2777 to 3478 code for a protein of 233 amino acids. The transcript is spliced from 2 exons.